UCCAAACCGCGAAAUUAAUUAACGCUUUACACUAAAGCUCGCAGCCUCGCACGUACGCGGCACUCCUUGUUGCCACGCUGCACAGAGCGCGACGCCGCGCGAGUUGUCGCGGCGACAUGAGGAAAGGCGCCGCCGGAAUGGCGUGCACUUGCUCGGCGGCGGCGGCGGCCUCCGCUCUUGUGAAGCUUCUUGUUCUUGUGGCGGCGGUGGCGGCGACGACGUCCGCCGGUGGCGGCGACGAGCCGACGUACGAGACCAAGUCCAUAGACCCGAGCCUCGCCGUGAUGACGCUGCCGGCGCCCGUGACGGGCCCGGAGAGCCUCGCCUUCGACGGCCGCGGCGACGGGCCCUACACCGGCGGCUCCGACGGCCGCAUCCUCCGCUGGCGCGGCGGCCGCCUCGGCUGGACCGAGUUCGCCUACAACUCCAGGCACAAGAGCGUCGGCGUUUGCUCGCCGGAGAAGAAGCUGGUGGUGCCGGAGAGCGUGUGCGGGCGGCCGCUGGGGCUGCAGUUCCACCACGCCUCCGGCGACCUAUACGUCGCCGACGCGUACCUGGGCCUCCUGAGGGUGCCGGCGCGCGGCGGGCUGGCCGAGGUGGUGGCGACGGAGGCCGCCGGUGUGCCGUUCAACUUCCUCAACGGCCUCGACGUCGACCAGAGGACCGGCGACGUCUACUUCACCGAUAGCAGCACCACGUACCGGAGGAGCCAGUACCUGCUGGUGGUGGCCAUGGGUGACGAGACGGGGCGGCUGCUCCGGUACGACGCGCGGCGGCGGCGCGUCACCGUGCUCCACUCCGGCCUCCCCUACCCGAACGGCGUCGCCGUCAGCGACGAUGGCACCCACGUGGUGGUGGCCCACACGGGCCUCUGCGAGCUCCGCCGCUACUGGCUGCGCGGGCCGCGCGCCGGCAAGUCGGAGACGUUCGCCGAGGUGCCCGGCUACCCGGACAACGUGCGCCGCGACGGCGACGGCGGGUACUGGGUGGCGCUCAGCCGCGGGGCCGACAAUGACGACGUAGCGCCGACCGUGGCCGUGCGGGUGACGGCGGCGGGGAAGAAGAAGGGUGGAGGCGCGGCGGUGGUGGCAGAGGCGCUCGCCGGGUUCAGCUUCGUGACGGUGAGCGAGGUGGCGGAGCAGAAUGGCACGCUCUGGAUCGGCUCCGUCGACACGCCGUACGCCGGCGCCGCGGUGAGGGGUCGCCGGUGACCAUGUUCCGUCGGGCGGUUGGUGGUGCCGGUGUGCGUUGCACGGUGCAGCUACCCUGAUUAAAUUUCGUUACAUUUAGUACAUACGAUGUGUGGUCUAAUCUUAUCUUAACUAAUUAAAAUAUUCAUAUUUUUUCCUUUCGUCACAACAAGAAUUUCGUCCGUAAAGUCUUCAGUUUGUGCCCUACGUCCCCGCACGCGCAUCGCGUAAUACUUUUGCAGAUUUUUUUGGCAAUAUAAUCACAACAAUUUCC
Messenger RNA from Oryza sativa Japonica Group (Japanese rice), 1464 nucleotides. RefSeq names its product protein STRICTOSIDINE SYNTHASE-LIKE 10. The record is from RefSeq and is a predicted model, not a curated record. Gene Ontology annotation, molecular function: strictosidine synthase activity; hydrolase activity. Gene Ontology annotation, cellular component: endomembrane system. Gene Ontology annotation, biological process: biosynthetic process. Lineage: Eukaryota; Viridiplantae; Streptophyta; Magnoliopsida; Poales; Poaceae.